Messenger RNA from Cebus imitator (Panamanian white-faced capuchin), 193 nucleotides. RefSeq names its product U11/U12 small nuclear ribonucleoprotein 25 kDa protein-like. The transcript has 2 exons. The annotation marks the transcript as partial. Gene Ontology annotation, biological process: mRNA splicing, via spliceosome. The record is from RefSeq and is a predicted model, not a curated record. Gene Ontology annotation, cellular component: U12-type spliceosomal complex. Lineage: Eukaryota; Metazoa; Chordata; Mammalia; Primates; Cebidae.
GUUACUUUGGAAGAAGUCAACUCCCAAAUAGCCCUAGAAUACGGCCAGGCAAUGACGGUCCGAGUGUGCAAGAUGGAUGGAGAAGUGAUGCCUGUGGUUGUAGUGCAGAGUGCCACGGUCCUGGACCUGAAGAAGGCCAUCCAGAGAUACAUGCAGCUCAAGCAGGAGCGUGAAGGGGGCAUUCAGCACAUCA